Messenger RNA from Gavia stellata (red-throated loon), 1174 nucleotides. It is a transcript of the gene ST3GAL4, whose product is annotated as ST3 beta-galactoside alpha-2,3-sialyltransferase 4. NCBI's taxonomy places the organism in Eukaryota, Metazoa, Chordata, Aves, Gaviiformes, Gaviidae. The transcript has 12 exons. Gene Ontology annotation, biological process: glycolipid biosynthetic process. Gene Ontology annotation, molecular function: sialyltransferase activity. The record is from RefSeq and is a predicted model, not a curated record. The coding region runs from base 133 to 1152 and encodes 339 amino acids.
GGGACGGUGACCGCCAAACCGCCGGGAAGGGGAAGAGAGGAUGGCCUCGUAGAUCCCGCCAAGAUCCUGCCUGGACCAAGAGGACGGACCGUGACCGGCGGCAGCCGCGAUGAGAGCUCCGGCCCUCGCCUGAUGCCUCUCCUGCUGAUAAAAAUGAUCAACAAGUCUCGAGGGAAGAUACUCGGGGUGCUGGCGCUGUUUCUGGUGAUGGUUUGGUACUCGAUCUACCGGGAAGACAGGUACAUACAGCUCUUUUAUUUCCCCGUGCAAGAAAACAAGACGACGUGUCCCCUCGGGGAGGUGGAAAAGAAAGCGGCGCAGCUCAUCGGGAACUACACGAGGGACCACCCGCUCUUCUUGCAGCUGAAGGACUAUUUUUGGGUGAAGACGCCGUCGCUCUACGAGCUGCCCUACGGCACGAAAGGAAGCGAAGAUGUCCUCCUGCGCUUGCUGUCGAUCACCCACUACUCGCUGCCUGAGAGUAUCCAGAGCCUGAAGUGCCGGAGGUGUGCGGUGGUGGGCAACGGCCACCGGCUCCGCAACAGCUCCAUGGGGGAGACCAUCAACACGUAUGAUGUUGUGAUCAGGUUGAACAACGCCCCGGUCCAUGGUUAUGAGCAGGACGUGGGCUCCAAGACCACCAUGCGCCUCUUCUACCCCGAGUCAGCCCACUUCAACCCCAGGACGGAGAACAACCCUGACACGUUGCUGGUACUGGUGCCCUUCAAGCCCAUGGACUUCCAGUGGAUGGAGGCCAUCCUCAACGACAAGAAGAGGGUGCGGAAAGGGUUUUGGAAACAGCCCCCGUUGAUCUGGGACGCCAACCCCGAGCGAGUGCGCAUCCUCAACCCUUACUACAUGGAAGUAACUGCUGCUAAACUGCUCAACCUCCCCAUGAAGCAACCACGGAAGGUCAAACAGAAGCCCACCACGGGGUUGUUGGCCAUCACCUUGGCGCUGCACUUCUGCGACCUGGUGCACAUCGCCGGCUUUGGCUACCCCGAUUCGGCCAACAAGAAGCAGACCAUUCACUACUACGAGCAGAUCACGCUCAAGUCCAUGGCGGCGUCGGAGCACAACGUCUCGCACGAGGCGGUGGCCAUCAAGCGGAUGCUGGAGCUGGGUCUCGUCAAGAACCUCACCUACUUCUGAGGGCACCGGGGCUGCGCAGGGA